CAGAAACACUCGUCAUGACUUGGGUCGCGCAUGAUCGUGGCCCACAUGGAUGCUGGGUACAUGGCCAGCUGGAAGCGUGGAUGCAUUGUGUUCCCGUGGUCCAACUACUGUUUCUCCGCCAGCUGGGGCAAGAUCUUGCUGAGCAGCUGGACAACGAUUGGAAAAGAUGGCAGGCCAACGUGCCUCCGUGUUCAAAAUGUUCAAAGCCACCAAUGAAAAGAGCGUGGGGCCCAGGAAUCAGAUUGCAGCAACAAAUCCUACGGCCUGAGCUCUGGAAAUGCUGUCUGCAGGAAACGCAGGAUGUAGAAGAGUUGAAGAUAGAGCUUGACGAGGAGCCAAUCGGCUUGGGAACGGCAUCUGCCGAGUUGAGGCAAGAAAUUUCGAACUAUUUGAGUGUUGCAGAGCUGUGCGCGGAGCGGGCAACAUGUCGUGGAAAGUCUUCGACGGAGGCCUUUGUUGGUCACUUGGUGCAGCUUCAGCUCCAGGGGCCCGCUGUGUUUUCAGCUGCGGCAGAGAGCUACAUCAACAAGAACGCCGUGGAAUUAGCGCAGUGCGAACAGCUGUAUGCCCGAGAUGACUUCCGGGUUUACGCAGGACUUCAAGGC
Durusdinium trenchii is the source of this 605-nucleotide messenger RNA. NCBI's taxonomy places the organism in Eukaryota, Dinophyceae, Suessiales, Symbiodiniaceae. The record is from the annotation of a GenBank genome assembly.